AUGGCCCCUACUGCUCUGGAACACGAGGACGUUGCGCGCGAUGCCGCAUUCAACCAGGCUAUGCACGGCAAGUCGGCCAAGGUCCGCGGCGGUCUGACUGCCAUGCACGGUAAGGACUCUGCUGCCCAGAAGGCCGCCGUCGACGAGUACUUCAAGCACUGGGACAACAAGGGUCACGUCGAGGAGACCGCCGAGACUCGUGAGGCCCGUCGCAAGGAAUACGCCACCCUGACUCGGCAUUACUACAACCUGGCCACCGACUUCUACGAGUACGGCUGGGGUACCUCCUUCCAUUUCUGCCGUUUCGCCUACGGGGAGCCCUUCAACCAGGCCAUCGCCCGCCACGAGCAUUACCUCGCCAUGCAGACCGGUAUCACCGAGGGCAUGAAGGUUCUGGAUGUGGGCUGCGGCGUCGGUGGCCCUGCCCGUGAGAUGGUUAAGUUCACUGGUGCCCACGUCACCGGUCUUAACAACAACGACUACCAGAUCGACCGCGCUACUCACUACGCCGUCAAGCAGGGCCUGACGGACAAGAUGGCCUUCGUCAAGGGUGAUUUCAUGCAAAUGAAGUUCGCGGACAACACCUUUGACGCCGUCUACGCAAUCGAGGCCACCGUUCACGCUCCCGAGCUGGUUGGCGUCUACAGCGAGAUCUUCCGCGUGCUCAAGCCCGGUGGCACCUUUGGUGUCUACGAGUGGCUCAUGACCGAUGAGUACAACAACGACGACCCGGAGCACCGUCGCAUUCGCCUGGGCAUCGAGCAGGGUGACGGUAUCUCCAACAUGGUCCGCAUCUCUGAGGGCGUGCAGGCUAUGCGCGACGCUGGCUUCGAGCUCCUGCACAACGAGGAUCUCGCGGCUCGCCCCGACGCUACUCCCUGGUACUACCCUCUGGCUGGUUCUUUCAAGCACAUGGGCUCCAUGUGGGACUUGUUUACCAUCGCCCGCAUGACUUGGUGGGGCCGUGGUAUUGCCCACCGCUUCGUCGGUGCCGGCGAGACCAUCGGCCUGUUCCCUAAGGGCUCGCAAAAGACCGCCGACAGCCUGGCUUUGGCUGCAGACUGCCUGGUGGAGGGUGCGCAGAAGAAUCUCUUCACGCCCAUGUACCUGAUGGUCGGCAAGAAGCCCGAGUAA
Molecule: messenger RNA, 1134 nt
Organism: Penicillium canariense
Lineage: Eukaryota; Fungi; Ascomycota; Eurotiomycetes; Eurotiales; Aspergillaceae
Gene: erg6
Product: sterol 24-C-methyltransferase
Exons: 3
Coding region: 1-1134 (377 amino acids)
Biological process (GO): ergosterol biosynthetic process
Cellular component (GO): endoplasmic reticulum
Molecular function (GO): sterol 24-C-methyltransferase activity
Source: RefSeq, a predicted model, not a curated record